Glycine soja is the source of this 804-nucleotide messenger RNA. RefSeq names its product vascular-related unknown protein 1-like. Bases 72 to 455 code for a protein of 127 amino acids. The record is from RefSeq and is a predicted model, not a curated record. The transcript has 3 exons. NCBI's taxonomy places the organism in Eukaryota, Viridiplantae, Streptophyta, Magnoliopsida, Fabales, Fabaceae. Gene Ontology annotation, biological process: xylem development.
AAACCCCACUAACUACAUCAUAGCUCAUCUUCACUUGUUGGCUCUUUGAAAGGAAAAAAGCCAUAGCUUCAAUGAGUUCCAUAACCAAAGCUCCUCCUUCCUCUAACGAUGAUAUGUCAACUGAGGAGAGUGGUUGGACCACGUACUUUGAUGACUUCUUCAACAACCAUGUUGUUGAUAACAACAAGUGUUCCAUGUCUUUAUCCGAUGGUAUAGCUAGCUCCUCCCUUGUCUCCGAUGCUGCUUCUUUGGUAGACAAAAAAGUGGCUCAUAGCAAACAAGUUGAGGAGUUUUAUGUGAAUAGAAAUGUCAAGAGUUCAUGUUUAAAGAAAAGGAAGGAUGCAAUAACGGCUUUGAUUGAUGACUCUUUGGAAGAUACGGCAACUUCUCCUCUUAAUAGUCCCAAGGUUUUGUAUGUGAAUCAGAAGAUUGACAAGGCAAACAGACGGAAGUAGUAUAAACCUUUUCUCAGUAGGAGAAAGGCAACACAUCAGGACAAAAGAGAUGAGCAAAAAGAAUUGAGUUUUAAUGGGAGGGAUUGUGAUUGCAAAGAGUUAAAAGAAGAGUGGCCUUUGCUUAGUUCUCUUGUCAAUGGUAGCGAACUUUUUAAUAUUGAUUACUUAGUAUUAUUGGUUAAUUAAGUUCAAUGAUAAUCAUUUUUGCCUUAAAAAAAUAGUAGUAUUAUGUUAAAGUAUUUCACCGUAUACAUUUCUCUCCCUCUCUCUCUCUAUUAGAGCAAAUAGAAAAUCAUGGUGGAACAUGUUACUGGUGCAUAUAAAUGAAUUGAACCUUUUUUCUACUGUU